GUAGAAUAGAAAACACAAGUACUAGUAGUAGUAAAGAGAAGAAGGAAGCAGAGCAAUCCUAGCAAUAAAACUAAACCUAGGAGGAGGUUGAGAGGCAUCAUGUCAGGGUUGUAUAAUCCCAACUUCUCUCCCGUGAGAGCUGCUUCUCCUCAGAUUAGAACAACUCCAAUCACAGCUCCAGACAUGGAUAGUCAGUACUUGUCGGAGUUGCUGGCAGAGUAUCAGAAACUUGGACCCUUCAUCAAAGUCCUUCCCAACUCCAGUCGUCUCUUGAAUCAAGAAAUAUUAAGAGUUUCUGCAAUUUUGUCCAACCAAGGUUUUGGUGACUUUGACAGACUGCGACAUAGAAGCCCUAGUCCCAUGGCUUCUUCAAACCUCAUGUCAAAUGUCACUGGGGCAGGGUUGGGUGGAUGGAACGGUCUUCAGCAGCAGAGAUUUUGUGGAACUCCUGGAAUGACAAUGGACUGGCAAGGCGCGCCUGCAAGUCCUAGUUCAUAUACUGUUAAAAGGAUUUUGCGCUUGGAAAUUCCAGUUGACACAUACCCUAAUUUCAAUUUUGUUGGAAGACUUCUGGGACCUAGAGGCAAUUCUCUGAAACGGGUAGAAGCUACUACAGGUUGCAGGGUGUUUAUUAGAGGAAAGGGGUCAAUAAAGGAUCCAGACAAGGAAGAAAAGUUAAGAGGACGACCGGGAUAUGAGCAUCUCAAUGAGCCACUCCACUUAUUGAUUGAGGCUGACUUACCUGCUAAUAUUGUUGAGAUAAGGCUUAGGCAGGCUCAGGAAAUUAUAGAAGAAUUGCUCAAACCUGUGGAUGAGUCACAGGACUUCAUCAAGAGGCAGCAGUUGCGGGAAUUGGCAUUGCUGAAUUCGAAUUUGGGAGAAGAGAGUCCUGGGCCAAGUGGUAGUGUGUCUCCAUUUAAUUCUAGUGGAAUGAAGCGAGCAAAAACUGGUAGAUGAAAGGGGUCCUCGUUGUCUUAGAUCGGUAUUUUGUUUUCCAGCAAUUCAUUGCUGGAAAUAAUUUCCAGUACAUCUCAAUCAAUGCAGCUACGAAAGAAUAGGCUAACAAUUAUUGCUGGCUAGCAUUCUGGUGGUUUUUCAUCCCCUUUUAUCGAACAUUUUUCGUCUAAAACAACAGGGAGCAAUGGUGAAAAUAUUUUUAAAAAGAAAAUGAUAAAAUAAUUAUGUUGGAUAUUGAGAAUAGGCUUGUUCAGAUCAGUCUUUUUCAUGUAAACUUAUACAUUUAUUGGAUUUAUUCUUGUGUCAAUAACUUCCGUAGAAGUGUGGAAUAUACAAGUGAUGGGUGAAGUUUUAGGUCCUCAAGUCGACCAAGUUUUGUGGGGAUAUGACAUGUCAAGUGUCACCGGUUAUUCAGUAAAGAUUUAUAAAUUUAGCAUAGGCUGGAUUGUUUUUACUACAUGUUUGUCACAAGCAUUUGUAUUCCCUUGCCUAAGGUAUGCAGUGCAGUUGGAACUAUGAAUGAAUGUCAUAAAGAUGGCCUGCCAUCCAUGUAUGUGGCAUUUGUUUAUGUUGAAUAGAUAGUACUUGUUAUUUUCUGGA
Messenger RNA from Cicer arietinum (chickpea), 1557 nucleotides. Lineage: Eukaryota; Viridiplantae; Streptophyta; Magnoliopsida; Fabales; Fabaceae. The record is from RefSeq and is a predicted model, not a curated record.